This is a messenger RNA of Mesorhabditis spiculigera, 873 nucleotides long. NCBI's taxonomy places the organism in Eukaryota, Metazoa, Nematoda, Chromadorea, Rhabditida, Rhabditidae. The record is from the annotation of a GenBank genome assembly.
AUGGAGAUCGGUGAGCGUUACGUCGAGCAGAUGCAGACCACCAUCGAGACGAUGCGCCGGCGCUGCCUGGCCUACUACGAUAUGGGCGGUCGUGUGGUGGGAAAGGUGGCGACGGCGGUGGAUCGGCUGCUGGAGGUGGCCGAGCCGGCCUACAAGGAUGCCCAGGACUAUGCGAUCGAAGCGGUGCGUAUCUCUGACGGCCCCGCAAAGUUAUCUACCGACCGUCGGAAUACGGUUGUCGAGAUCUACCUGGGUCUGUCCGUCAUCUGUAUCGGCACGGCGGCCGGACAACUGGCUGGCGCCUCGGCCCUCACCCCGCUUCUCACCUCGAUCUUCCAUCCGUUCUUCGAGCUGUUGACGCUGGGGCUGAUCCCGUUGCACGGCUACAUCACGAUGAAGAAGGCCACCGCGAUGGAUGACGUUGAACGGCGUGCCGUCGUCUUCCAAGUGGGCGCGUUGAUGGGCAUCCUGAUUGGCCAUCUCUACCCCCGAGUCCUAUCCCUCGUCCCCGGCACCUUCUUCCUCCAGCCGCUCCUCCUCGGCCUGUUCAUCGAUAACGAGCUGGUGAAGAACCCGUUUGCCCACGAUCGCCAUAUGACACUGGCAUUAACGGGUGCGUGCUCGGUGGCGCUGUCGGUGGUUUUGGGCUGCGUCCCGUUGGGCUACUUCUCUUUGGCGGUCACCCUGCUCGCCAUCCUCCACGCCGUCCUCAUCUCGGCCCAUUUUCAGGUGUCCGUGCAAGCGCUCACUGACAAUCUGUACUCCCUUGGGGACGCGUCGCUCGCCUAUCUGCUUCCGCUUCUUGGCCUUCAGGUGCUCCUCGCAGCCCUCUUCGGAAGUGACCAGCAGGCCGCCCAGCCCAUCCAACAGCCC